This is a messenger RNA of Jaculus jaculus (lesser Egyptian jerboa), 3521 nucleotides long. RefSeq names its product lysophosphatidylcholine acyltransferase 1 (gene Lpcat1). Gene Ontology annotation, molecular function: calcium ion binding. The record is from RefSeq and is a predicted model, not a curated record. Bases 1 to 1593 code for a protein of 530 amino acids. NCBI's taxonomy places the organism in Eukaryota, Metazoa, Chordata, Mammalia, Rodentia, Dipodidae. The transcript has 14 exons.
AUGAGGCUGCGUGGUCGCGGGCCGAGUGCCCGCGCUGGGCCCGGCGAGGCGCGGCCGCUGGCGCCCCCGGGGCGGAACCCCUUCGUGCACGAGCUGCGGCUGAGCGCCCUGCAGAAGGCCCAGGUGGCUUUCAUGACACUGACCCUCUUCCCCAUCCGGCUCCUGUUCGCUGCCUUCAUGAUGCUGCUGGCCUGGCCCUUCGCACUCGUGGCCUCUCUGGGACCUGCCGACAAGGAGCCUGAGCAGCCCCUGGCCCUGUGGCGGAAGGUCGUGGACUUUCUGCUGAAGGCCAUCAUGCGUACCAUGUGGUUUGCCGGCGGCUUCCACCGAGUGGCCGUGAAGGGGCGCCAGGCCCUGCCCGCAGAGGCUGCCAUCCUCACCCUGGCACCACACUCUUCCUACUUCGAUGCCAUCCCCGUCACCAUGACCAUGUCCUCCAUUGUGAUGAAGGCCGAGAGCAGAGACAUCCCGAUCUGGGGAACUCUGAUAAGGUAUAUCCGGCCCGUGUUCGUGUCCCGGUCGGACCAGGACUCUCGCCGGAAGACAGUAGAGGAGAUCAAGCGACGGGCCCAGUCGGACGGGAAGUGGCCUCAGAUAAUGAUUUUUCCGGAAGGAACCUGCACUAAUAGAACCUGCCUCAUCACUUUCAAACCUGGUGCGUUCAUCCCCGGGGUUCCCGUGCAGCCCGUGGUGCUGCGGUAUGCCAACAAGAUGGACACCAUCACGUGGACGUGGCAAGGACCCGGAGCGUUGAAAAUUCUGUGGCUCACACUGUGCCAGUUUCAGAACCACCUGGAAAUCGAGUUCCUGCCCGUGUACAGCCCCUCUGAAGAGGAGAAGAAGAACCCAGCCCUCUAUGCCAGCAAUGUGCGGCACGUCAUGGCCAAGGCCCUGGGAGUGUCAGUCACUGACUACACAUUUGAGGACUGCCAGCUGGCUCUGGCAGAAGGACAGCUCCGCCUGCCCACUGACACCUGCCUUCUGGAGUUCGCCAGACUCGUGCGGGGCCUUGGGCUGAAACCAGAGAAGCUUGAGAAAGACCUGGACAGAUACUCCGAGAGCGCUAGGAUGAAGAGAGGGGAGAAGAUUGGGCUCUCAGAGUUCGCCGCGUACUUGGAGGUUCCGGUCUCCGACACACUGGAAGACAUGUUCUCCCUGUUUGACGAGAGUGGUGGUGGCAAGAUCGACCUACGAGAGUAUGUGGUCGCCUUGUCUGUGGUGUGCAGGCCGUCCCAGACCCUGGAGACCAUCCAGCUGGCAUUCAGGACGUACGGGUCACCUGAGGACGGCAGCAUAGAUGAGAAAGACCUGUCCUGCAUCCUGAAGACCGCCCUAGGGGUCGCAGACCUUACUGUGACUGACCUGUUCCAGGCCAUCGACCAGGAGGAGAGGGGCAGGAUCACAUUUGCUGACUUCCGUGGCUUUGCAGCAAUGUACCCCAACUUCGCGGAAGACUACCUGUACCCAAACCAGACACAUUUCGACAGCUGUGCUCGGACCCCACCGGCGCCCACCCCCAAUGGCUUCUGUACUGACUUCAGCCCUGAAAACUUGGGCUUUGGGAGGAAGAACUUAUGUAAGAAACUGGACUAGGACGGAAAGUUCUGGAGGGAUGAGGCCCCUCCCUCAUCGCCGCCUGCCUCGACUUCAGCCCCUGUUUGCGAGGCGCGAGGCUGUCCGCCUCCCCUGUCCUCUCAGGCUGUGGGCCGUUCUCAGGCCCGGGGGCUCCAAGAGACCUGGGCGUUUCGAUUGUCCCUUUGUGAAGAGUCUGCCCCAGAGCCUGGCAGCGUGUGAGCAAGCCCGGCACUGAGCGUUUGGAGGGGAGAUGCGGCUUGUGUGCCGCCCCGUCCCUGGCUGGCAGGGAUGUCCAGGCCUCCCUGUGGGGCAGGACUCCACAGGCUGGGUGGGCAGCAGGCUGGUCUUGAGUAUCUGUCAGUCUGUGUAGCAGUCACGUGUUGCGUCUGUCCACGGGCGAGCGCAGGGCAUCCCGCACGCACCUGUGACAACGGCGGCCUCCUCUCCGUCCCGGCGCCUCCGUGCCAUCUCUGGGCUCACGUCGUCCGGGUUUUAGACACCUGUUUUUGCAAGAGCUCCUGGAUAUUUUAUAAACUUCACUUAGGUACUUUGGAAAACAGUCAACUUUUUUUUUUUUUUUUUUAAAGGAGAAAAUCAGUUUUCUACUUCAUUUUCCAUGUUAGCAUCAGAGGAUAUUUAUUUACAGGUCUGUUUUUAAUAGACUCUCUGAGACUGCCUGGGCUGGGAGCGGAGUCAUCGGCCUCCUCCCAUUUGGGCCUGUGGGGAGUUUGGCCACAAGGACCCAUUCCCCAAGAUCCUUUUCUGCUGCCCUUAAGCCUUUCUAAGGCCCCAUCUUUUUUUUUAAUUAAUGUUGCCAGUUUGGUAUUUCAGUUUUACUAUGACAAGAUCUACUUCAUUGUAACUCCUUUCGAGCAUCGAAUGUGGGUAAAACAAGUCAGGCAAAGAGAACAAACUGGAAUGUGCCCACUUAUCUUCAUGCUGAAUAGACUAACUGGGGCCCGAAGAUGCAGCCCGGAGCUGACCUGCCGCCGCCUCUGCGCUCCGGUUUCCAUGGUAGCCUAGGCUGCACAGCCGCACCCCCCCCCCCAUUGUUGACUUUAGGGGAGAAGAGAUGAAUCCAGGCCUUCUGCUGUGGAGGGAGACAGCAUGGCACGGGAGGGGGAGGCCCUGGGACACACAGAACACCUUGCUGUGCCCAGCCCCUCUCUGGGCCAGGAAGAAAUAAGGAGUGGGUUCUGGGCUGCCACCUUUGACGUCACCUGAUUACAGCAUUCUUUUUUGGGGGGACGGUGAACUAGCCCAUCUUUCAAGCACAAGAGCCGACCAUAGAUUUUAUUCGUCUCCAGGGCUCUCUGGCAUUUUCUUUUGUACUCCUAAGCAAAAUUAGAUUUUACAUUCCGUGCAUUGCAACAGAAAAUGACCACAGAGCCAGUAAGUACAGAUACGCGUGUUUACUAACUUCCUCGGAGACUUCAUGGCAUGCUCUCCCCAAGAGACGUGCAAAAAGAAACCCCCUCAACCUGGGGUCACCCGGGGAGCAGCAGCAGUGGAGAGUGGCCAGGGCUCCUGGCUGGCUGGACGUUGGAGCGGCGUAGCUAGCGGGUGGGUUUUGUAACUAGAGUGCACGUGUCCGGUUUUUUUUGGAAGAGGAAACUGACCGACGGCAAUGAGGGAGGUUCACGGACUAAGAUAUUCCAAGGGCAGGCAGCAGUCCCCGCAGGUCUGCAGAUGAAGGGCUCCUGAGGGUGCCCCUGGUCAUGCUCAGAGGAGAUCCCUGACAGGCAGACUUGGAGUGGAUGUUCGUUCCUCCUGAUUCCUUUUCUCUUGCUAGUGACCUCAGUCCGCUGUGUCAGAACUGUGAAUGUAUAUAUAUAGCAGGCAUUGCCCGCCCAACUGCGGGAGCCCUGUGAGGCAUGGUCCUGGGAUGCCACCCAAAGAAGAACUUUGGGUUUUCAGUGGAAUAAAGACACAACAUAAAAUCUUAA